AAAAAAAAAAGGGAAAGAGAAAAGGAAAAUAAGCAUAGCCCUAAUAAUGGCUUCUUCAAACUCUGCACAUUCUUGUCCCCUGUCCUUCGUCGAUUCAGAUACCCUUUCUACUGCAUCAACAUCUGUCCCCCCUCAACCAGGCAAAGCCGGCUUCGCUCCAGAGAAUACGCUCAGACGUGGUCUGCAAGUUCCCUCCCGAUCCGAUUUGAUUACCUCCGGCUUCGUAUAUCCCGAUAUUCUCGCCAACUACAAUGUCUCCAAGGAUCUCUGGCAACAGUUCGCAAGUGACAUCACCGAGGAGGCAAGACUGUCCAAUCGUCAAUGGACCACCGCCGUAGGGAGAGGGCUGGGAGUGCUCGCCGUGGGCGGCCUAAUGGUAGGCGUGCUAGGUGCAGUGCCAGCGAUCUGGGUGGCACGACGAACGCGCCGAAACCGCGAGGAACAGAACAUGAUUAUGGCGGCGAACAAGGGCGAGGAUCAAGAGUCUCGGCUCUCGCGCAAAAUCGACGCAUGGAAUGCCUCGUAUUUCAAGCCGCGGGGUGUUUUGAUUAGGGUUGAUCUACCGUGGGAGGAACUGGAGGAUAUGGAGUUCAUGGAUAUUAGCACGAGUCGGGACUUCCAUCGAGCUCUCAGCGCAAACCCGAAUACGCUGAAACAUGAGUGGAAGAUGAAGGACGACCAGACUGCGAGGGAAACAGCAUCGCGAAGGGCCCGGAUCGUUGUGAUCCCGUUGGCUAGCAGACCAAAUGGUAACAGGAGCGUCGGGUAAACAAAAGUAUACAAAAGCCAGGAAUGGGGAAGACAAGGCCCAAAAACAUUUAGCUUUCUUUCUUUUUUCUUC
This is a messenger RNA of Aspergillus ochraceoroseus IBT 24754, 841 nucleotides long. RefSeq lists its product as uncharacterized. The record is from RefSeq and is a predicted model, not a curated record. The coding region runs from base 47 to 769 and encodes 240 amino acids. The transcript has a single exon. NCBI's taxonomy places the organism in Eukaryota, Fungi, Ascomycota, Eurotiomycetes, Eurotiales, Aspergillaceae.